This is a messenger RNA of Columba livia (rock pigeon), 1242 nucleotides long. Its product is annotated as ubiquitin carboxyl-terminal hydrolase 36-like. NCBI's taxonomy places the organism in Eukaryota, Metazoa, Chordata, Aves, Columbiformes, Columbidae. The record is from RefSeq and is a predicted model, not a curated record. The transcript is spliced from 9 exons. Gene Ontology annotation, cellular component: nucleus; cytosol. Gene Ontology annotation, molecular function: cysteine-type deubiquitinase activity. Gene Ontology annotation, biological process: protein deubiquitination; regulation of apoptotic process. Bases 1 to 1242 code for a protein of 413 amino acids.
AUGGCGGGCACGGCGAAGCCGAGGGAGCUGCUGAAAGCGCGGCGGGACGCGGGCGAGGCCGGGGCGCUGGGCCGGCUGCUGAGCACCUCGGCCACGAAGGUGCUGCUGCACAAGAUCGAGUUCCAGCCCGCCAGCCACGGCUUCUCCGGCCAGCCGGAGCUGCUGCGGGCCAAGUACCUGCUGCUCAACCCCCGCACCGAGCCCGCCGAGCACCCCCGCGGCGCUGAGGAGGGACAGCCGGGCAAGCAGGGCAGCGACCGGACCCCGGGGCGCCUCGGGGACGGCGUCCCUGCGCCCCAGAAGGGGCUGUUCCCUGCAGGGCGCCUCGCCAUGCAGUGGCAGCGUGUCCAGCGCAUCGGCGCCGGGCUGCUCAACCUGGGAAACACCUGUUUCCUCAACGCCACCCUGCAGUGCCUCACGUACACGCCACCGCUCGCCAACUUGUGGGGCUUCCCCCGCGGCCCACAUGAGUCUGACGUCUGUCGCUGCCCCGAGGGAGGGCGGGAGGACCUGCCUCUGUUGCAGCGCGUGCUGCGGCUGAUCCCUCCCUCUCCUGCAGAGAUCGCCCCGCACAUCCGCUUGGGCAGGCAAGAGGACGCACACGAGUUCCUCCGUUUCACCAUCGAUGCCAUGCAGAAGGCCUGCCUGCCCGACUGCACCGAGUUGGAUCGCCAGACCCAAGCCACCACCCUGAUCCACCAGAUCUUUGGCGGUUCCCUGCGGUCCCGUGUGAAGUGCUCAAUGUGCAAAGCAGUCUCGGACACCUUUGACCCCUGUCUGGACCUGCCGGUGGAGAUCACGCAAGCCGCAAACGUAGAGCAGGCACUGGAGCUGUUUGUGAAGCCAGACCUGCUGGGCGGAGAGAACGCCUACCUGUGUGACAAAUGCAAGAAGAAAGUGUCGGCAACCAAACGCUUCACCAUCCACCGAGCACCCAGGGUUCUCACGCUUGCUCUGAAGCGUUUUGCUGACUUCACCGGAGGCAAGAUCACAAAGGACGUGGGCUACCCUGAGCUCCUGAACAUCCGCCCGUACAUGUCCCAGACCAGCGGGGAUCCGGUCAUGUACGGGCUCUACGCGGUGCUGGUGCACUCGGGGUACAGCAGCCACGCAGGACACUUCUACUGCUACGUGAAGGCCAGCGACGGGCAGUGGUACCAAAUGAAUGACAACGUGGUCCGCCCCAGUAACAUCAAGGUGGUCCUUAACCAGCAGGCGUAUGUGCUGUUCUACCUCAGGUGA